AUGGCUAUUGAAAAGAAACGCCCCAGAGGACUCAAGGGAAGUGCCGCCCAAAAGGCCGCCAAGAAAACAAAAACCGAGGAAACCCCCGAAUCUAGCGUUCCUGAGAAUGCCCAGACAGUUGUACUUGGCAAGGUGGUUGAAGAAGGUGACGAGGUUGGAGAGGCUGCUGCACUUUACGAGAGUGCCAUUGAAAAGAUGGAAAACUCCCCCUCUGAAGCACGCGCUUUGUUGCGUGGUACUAUCCACGAGUCAGACCGUAUUCUGCGCAAUUGGGACGCUACAAAGACAAUGCCUCUGGAGUUUUACUUCACCUAUGGAUCUGCUUUGUUUGAACUCGGCCGAUUGACUGAAGACGAAGAAUUUGACCCUUAUUUGGAGGCAGCCGAGGAGCGCCUUGAGGAUGGCUUGGCUCAUUAUGAAACUCUCGAAAACAAGGAUGAUUCGACUGCUAUGAUGAACUGUAUCAAGGUGUCUUUGGCUAAAGUGUGGCUUUCAAAGGCCGCAAGUGAGGUAGACCAAGGAUCUGAUGUGAUCCCCGAAUUGGCUAAACGUGCAUUGGAGACUUUGGAAGAGGUGGUACCAUUAGCCUCUUUGUCCAAUGCAACCAAGGUUGAGUUAGCUUCGAUUGUCCAGAAUCACGGUGAUCUGUACACUGAGUGGGAUUCUCGUACAAAGUUCACCAACUGGGCUGAAAAGCUUUUGGAAGAAGUUCUUGCAGAUUCUCCCAGUCAUUCCAAGGCGUUAUCUGAGAUUGGUUUGUGCAAGCUUUCUCUUGCAAACUACUGGUUAGAUCAAGUCAACGAAGAUAAUGAUGACGAGGAAGAAGAAGAAGAAGAAAAGUCCGAAAGAACAGAAGAAGAGAAUAAGGCUUUUGAAGCGUUUGGUGAAUCCAAGAAAUACCUUGAAAAAGCACACGCUAACCUCAAGAUGAUGGAACAAUUGGAGCCCCAUCACUCAACCGAUCUCGCUGAAGCUUGUUUGAAUCAGGCCAAUUUGAUGCUCGAAGAAAAGGAGCGUACAGACCUCUACAAGCAGGCUAUUGAAUAUAUUCGGGAAGCAAAGGAAGUAGCUUCUAAAUCAGAUCAGGACUAUGAGUUACCUGAUGCUUUGGAGAGCUUCCUUGAAGAAUGGGAAGAGUAAAAUAAAACAAAACAAAAAAACGUU
Messenger RNA from Phycomyces blakesleeanus NRRL 1555(-), 1164 nucleotides. RefSeq lists its product as hypothetical. NCBI's taxonomy places the organism in Eukaryota, Fungi, Mucoromycota, Mucoromycetes, Mucorales, Phycomycetaceae. The transcript is spliced from 5 exons. The record is from RefSeq and is a predicted model, not a curated record. Gene Ontology annotation, biological process: positive regulation of cellular response to hypoxia; translational termination; positive regulation of SREBP signaling pathway. Gene Ontology annotation, cellular component: nucleus. Gene Ontology annotation, molecular function: protein binding. The coding region runs from base 1 to 1140 and encodes 379 amino acids.